AUGUCUCCGACACGCGAGCUUGCGCAGCAGAUCGAGGUAGAGGCAAACCGGUUCGGAAAGUGCAUAGGCAUAUCUGUGGUCUCGAUGUACGGCGGGGCACCAAAGUGGGAGCAGGUCCAGGCGUACAAGAGGGGCGUCCAUGCGAUCAUCGCAUGCCCCGGCCGUCUCAAUGAUUGCUUGGAGGGUGGGCAGGUGACGCGGGAUCGGAUUGGGUCAAGAUGCUGGUGCUGGAUGAGGCCGACAGGAUGCUGGACAUGGGCUUUGAGCCGCAGAUCAAGACUAUCCACCCGACUGCCUGCUGCGAGGCAUACAAUGUUCUUUACAGCGACCUGGCCAAGGGAAGUGCGCCAGCUUGCCAGCACGAUGUUGCGGAACCCGUACAGGGUCAUGAUAGGAAACCGCGAGAACCUUAAAGCUAAUCAGGAUGUCGUUCAGGAAGUGCGGAUCGUAGAGGGGCGCGGCAAGGAGCAAGCGCUUCAGGAGUUGUUGAGCGAAGCAGGGCUGACGCAGCCAGGUGCGAUAGGCAAGUGCUUGGUGUUCGUAGGGACGAAAAGGAUGUGCGAGGAAAUCUCGGUCAACCUGUGCCGUGCUGGCGUACAGUGUGCAUCUAUUCACGGCGACAAGGACCAGUUUCAGCGCGAUCAGGCACUGGCGAACCUGAAGAGCGGGUAUUACAGAGUGUUGGCCGCCACGGACGUUGCAGCCCGCGGCCUUGACAUCAAAGGUAUCGGUCUGGUGAUCAAUUACGACAUUCCCAACAAUACAGAAGACUACGUGCACCGCAUUGGACGAACUGGCCGUGCUGGUGCCAAGGGUUACGCCGUCACUUUUGUCACACGAAACGAUGGAGGCAAGAUAUCGGGAAUUAUCAAGAUCAUGGAGGGUGCGAACCAAGACAUCCCUCCAGAGAUUCGCGCCCUGUCAAGGGGCGGCGGCGGAGGUGGGGGCAACCGCGGCGGUGGCGGUGGCGGGGGAUGGGGAGGCGGCGGCGGAUCUUGCGUUUGGUGCGCCAAGGGAGAAUGUUGGACUCAUGGUGGAAAGGGCAAAGGCCGCAGCCGUAGUCCAAAAGGUCACGGAUAA
Molecule: messenger RNA, 1080 nt
Organism: Prorocentrum cordatum
Lineage: Eukaryota; Dinophyceae; Prorocentrales; Prorocentraceae
Source: the annotation of a GenBank genome assembly